Messenger RNA from Prunus armeniaca (apricot), 186 nucleotides. The record is from the annotation of a GenBank genome assembly. NCBI's taxonomy places the organism in Eukaryota, Viridiplantae, Streptophyta, Magnoliopsida, Rosales, Rosaceae.
AUGUUGCAAGGAAAUGUAGCUAGGCACGUGGGUGCCGAAGGCAACACAAAGCUUGCGUGUCGCGAGGCAAUGUGGCAUGGGGGUGCCGAAGAAGACACAAAGCUUGCGUGUCGCAAGGCGAUGUGCCUAGGCACGUGGGUGCCGAAGAAGACACAGAGCUUGCGUGUAGCAAGACAAUGUGGCUAG